UGCACCAUCAACUAUGGUUGGGUUCAACCUCUUCAAAGCAUGUUUUGCCAUUUAUUCUAACACAUGUACCGUUCUGCACGCAGGACAGUAGGUAGCCUUUGGUGCCAGACAUUGCAUGCCUCACCCAAUGGUUGCGCGUAAAUUCAUUGACUGACCGCUUACUAAAACACUGCUCGGCAACAGAUGCUGGCUCAAGGGUGUUUUAAUUUUUUCGCGGUUUGGUCAAACCUUUUCAGGAGUUCGGUAAAAUCUUUAGUAUUCCCACACAAGUCAUGAUCGCGUCGCAAUGUAAUCAAGGUGUGAAAUUAUGCAUCUUCAAAUACAAUAUUUGUGUGGUCAAUUUGCAGCGUAAAAAUGAUAAUCGGACGCGCGGCUGACUGCCACUACCCAGGCGUUAAGAUCUGUCAUGCGUAGCAACGCCUGGGCAGAGGAACGAACCCAAUCUCAACCUUGCCUGUGGCUGGGGGAGGGGGCUUGUGUGGGAGAAACCAGGAAGAGAAAUGGUAUGAAUGUAUUUGACAACUUUAACCUCAUGUAGCCUGAAUAGCUAGUGUCUAUUUGACGAACACAUUUUACUCGACACAACGGAGACUCACUUGCUUUAUGUCAAAGUGAAAUAAAAAUUUAGAACGAUAACCCCAGCUUCGAAACGAAAAAGGUUAAAGUUCACAGGAAGCUGGGGGGCUACCAUUUUUCACUGCUGCUUACAUUUUAGAUGCUAGAGAGGGAGGGGGUGGUCGUCGUGGUUUUAUUUAAUUUCUCCAGACUAUUGAGCUGUACACGUUUUUUUUGUUUGUUUCGCCACCCCUACUCACUAACAAUUGAUGUUGAAUGAAUUCGGCAUGGAGAGAAUAGCGGAGCAGUCGUGGAAUUCUUCAUACACCUAUCAGGUGAGCAAGCAUAGCGCGGAGAUGCUACACAACCUCAACAUUCAGAGGAAAGAUGGAGGCAAGUUUUGCGAUGUGAUCUUGCGCGUCGGCGAAGAGAGCUUUCCUGCCCACAAGGCGGUACUGGCGGCGUGCAGCGAUUAUUUCGAGUCCGUUUUUGGUUGUCAAACGGAGGGCGACGGGGAGGCAAAAGAGCUCGAGAUGCAUACGAUAAGUCCCAAAGUUUUUAAAGAUAUUUUGGACUUUGCCUACACCUCUAGGAUUGUGGUACGAUUGGAAUGUUUCCCCGAGUUGAUGACGGCUGCUAAAUUUCUGCUAAUGCGUUCUGUCAUCGAGAUAUGCCAAGAAGUAAUCAAACAGUCCAAUGUAAAAAUUCUUGUUCCACCCUCAAGAAGAGGCGACGUCAGUUUAUUCCGUGCCACGGGGGGCUCUGAAUUUAGUUUCACAUUGGCUGUAGACAACUUGUCAAAUGGGAAUGGCUUGUUUACCAACAAUGGGCAGACGCAUAAUGUGGAUGGAAAUCGGGCCAAUGAUACAGUCAUGUCGGAUGGCAGCCCCCAGUCCUCUAUGCCAGUCCUGCAGCCCGUGUCUCCAUCAGAGAUGACGGGCAACCCGUUCCAAGAAGAGGGCUCUUCGGGUUCCAAGAGAGGCAGGGGGCGACCAAAGAAGGGGACAGUCAUGGAACCUAUUCAUUACAACAUCAGCACCUCUGACGUUAAAGAAGACAUUGAGCAGAUAUUUCCUUGUGGAAUAUGUGGCAAGGCAUUUACAGAGGCUGUGCGAUUGAGAAACCACGAAGCGCAGCAUGGAGCGUCCAGCCAUGGCGCGAGUAGCGGCGACGGCUUGUCUGGCGAGGGAGGCCCUACCUCGAUAUCGCACUCUGGUCAGCCCGGUCUGUUGGAGAAUGGCAUGCCAUUGCAUGGAGGAGUAGGCAUAGAAAACAGCCGUAAGCGCGAGAGGACGAGACGUCACGUUGGCUGUGACAUUUGUGGGAAGGUGUUCCGGGAUGUCUACCACCUGAACCGACACAAGUUGUCUCAUUCCGGGGAAAAGCCAUAUGCUUGCCAUGUCUGUGGCCUGCGGUUCAAGCGCAAGGACAGGAUGUCAUACCAUGUCCGGUCACAUGAUGGAUCUGUGGGUAAACCCUACCUCUGUCAAAGCUGUGGAAAGGGGUUUUCCAGGCCAGACCAUCUGAAUGGACACAUCAAGCAGGUUCACACAACAGAGAGACCCCAUAAGUGCCAGAUUUGUAAUGCUUCCUUUGCUACAAGAGAUCGCCUGCGGUCCCACCUAGCUUGUCACGAGGACAAGAUCCCCUGCCAGAUGUGUGGGAAGUACCUCCGAGCUGCGUACAUGACCGACCAUCUCAAGAAACACAGUGAAGGACCUCACAACUACUGUGGUAUAUGCAACAAAGACCUGUGCACCAGUCACCGGCUGCUGGUCACCUUCCCAGAGGCAGAUGGUCACUGCUUUCUCCCCCAGGCCGGCCCUCCCUCCCUGGGUCUGCAGCCCGAGCUGCUCCUGGGGAAACCAGGGCCUGGGGGGGCUCCAUAUUUCUGGGAGUGCCACUCUGCCGGGCCGCCUGGGUUUCACCCCCUCCACGGGCCUCUGCCAGACGGACAGGAGAAUGCUGGAAAAUGCCCCCAUCAAGGAGAAUCUGAGGGAGACGAGCCGUUGUUCGGGGAUCUGUCCAACGGCGACGAAAUUAAGUCUCCGCACAAGUCUGAGGAAGAGGAGCUUGGGACGCCGUUUGACUGCAACGGAGCCUCUACCGAUGCUGUGGGAGGGUCGCCACCAGGUGCCGUUAAAGCCAAGACCAGCCAGGACUCUCCAGUGAAGAAGUUCCCUUGCAGCGAGUGCACCCAGACCUUCCGCACCAAGUCUUACCUCAAUAAGCACGUCAACAGAGUGCACCAUCAUGGGGUCCAGAAGAGUCUAGUGGUGAGUGUAGGGUCGGGGUCAGGUCUGGGGGAGCUGGGUCCUUCCCUGGGCUCACCCUUCUCCCCUCAACAGAACAUGUCUCUGCUGGAGUCAUUUGGCUUCCAGAUCGUCCAGUCUGCCUUUGCCUCGUCGCUGGUGGACUCUGAGGCAGGACAUAGUGGGAUGGAGCUGGGGGGGAAGUGACCUGUAGGUCAGUGGGGGGAAGUGACCAAUAGGUUAAUGUGGGGGAAAGUGAACCUAGAUUUGUGCGGGAAAUUUGCCCUAGUUAGGUCUGUUCAGCCUAUCAGAUGUAAGGGAAUGGCGUUGUCUAUAGACUGCUCUUGACGUUGUCUAUACACUGCUCUUGACGUUGUCUAUACACUGCUCUUGACGUUGUCUAUAGACUGCUCUUGGCGUUGUCUAUAGACUGCUCUUGACGUUGUCUAUAGACUGCUCUUGGCGUUGUCUAUAGACUGCUCUUGGCGUUGUCUAUAGACUGCUCUUGGCGUUGUCUAUAGACUGCUCUUGGCGUUGUCUAUAGACUGCUCUUGGCGUUGUCUAUAGACUGCUCUUGACGUUGUCUAUAGACUGCUCUUGGCGUUGUCUAUAGACUGCUCUUGGCAUUGUCUAUAGACUGCUCUUGGCAUUGUCUAUAUACUGCUCUUGGCGUUGUCUAUAGACUGCUCUUGGCAUUGUCUAUAUACUGCUCUGCUGUUCAUGGCAUCAUCGCUCACUGUUGUUUUAUUACAUUCUGUGUCAUGGAGCUCGCUAUUACUAUCUAUAUACAGCAUUUCUUUAUGAAGACCAUUUCAGAGCAGAAUAUAAAAUGUACAUUAACAUGAAUUAUUUUAACAUUAAGAAACUUAGACAGCAGAUUUUAGGAAGCUGUUAUCUUCCUUUUUGAUUGUAUUUGUAUUGUUGUUUAUGACAUAACCAUGCCCUUAAGAUCCGUUACCAUACACAUGCACAUAAGAAAAAUAUAUUAGUAAAUGCUGUUAUUAUCAUGUCAGGUAAUGGAAAUACAGAGUGUGGUUUGUAACCAAUGGGUUAGUACAUGCGUUCACUGGGUCAUUUUGAAUUGCUUUGUUAUUAUCAAUAUGCUGUUCACAGCUGCGGUGAAACGGUCAAACCCAAGCAUCCCCUUACUUCAGACAGAGCUCCUGAAGGGGAGAGGCUGCAAAUGGAACUCUGGUCCAAUUCUGAAUAGAAUCAUAGUCAAUUCUAUCAGUUUCUGCAGGGCAAGGAUAAAACCCUAUGGCUGUUCCAUUUGAGAAUGUUCUAUUCUCUUAUUACAGAUUUUUAGAGAACAGAUGUAUUUGUUAGUCACGUGAAAUCAAUUCUAGAUAUUCAACAGGGACCAAGUUCAGGUUUGACUAUUAGAAAUCAUGAGAAAUGUAGAAUAUAUUUUAUUAAUUUAUUGAUUGCCCUGUAUGCUUUGUGGACAAAGUUUUUUUUUUUUUAUGAGUUGAUGUUUGAGAUGUCGAUGUGUUGUACUGAUUUUUAGUCUAUAAGUUAUGCUAGAUACAGGAGGCCAACUAGGGAGCAACAGUGAGUAUGUAUGCUGAAAUAUCUGGAUGUGUUUGGUGCUCUCUGAUAUGUGCUUUUGUCCUCCCAAUCUAAUCAACAAGAAGGCUUUUAGUCUAAUUGUUUGUCAGAUCAUUUUGCUUUAUUACUUUCAGUACAUUCCUGCUUUUAUUUAUCAUUAUAUUACGAUUGUAACGAGUGUAUAUAACAUUCAUUCAUAUACAGUGAAUUCAGAGAGUAUUCAGACCGCCUGCAUUUUUCCACAUUCUGUUACGUUACAGACUUAUUCUGAAAUUGAUUUAAUUGAUUAAGGAAAAAAAACAAUCUACACACAAUACCCCAUGAUUAAAAUGUAA
Molecule: messenger RNA, 4690 nt
Organism: Oncorhynchus mykiss (rainbow trout)
Lineage: Eukaryota; Metazoa; Chordata; Actinopteri; Salmoniformes; Salmonidae
Gene: patz1
Product: POZ/BTB and AT hook containing zinc finger 1
Biological process (GO): regulation of transcription by RNA polymerase II
Cellular component (GO): nucleus
Molecular function (GO): RNA polymerase II cis-regulatory region sequence-specific DNA binding; DNA-binding transcription factor activity, RNA polymerase II-specific; protein binding
Source: RefSeq, a predicted model, not a curated record